ACUGUUUCCAAACCUCUGUUUAAUUCCACCAGGAACAAGAACAGCCCCACUCAUGUUGUUGUAGUCCGACUGCGCUUCAUAUCGCUUUGUGAUCCUCGUACACCAUGUCAGCAUCUGGCUUUAUCCUGGUCAUCCUCGCGGUGUCUAUGGGGCCCGGAGACUCCAGGUUCAUCACAGACCCUUUGUCAUUCAUCAAACAGAAAUCUCUGACAUUAGAUAUGUGCUCAGAGUGCAACCAGGUCAUCCGUCUGUCCGCCAACAUGAUUUCCAGCAGAGAUACCAAGGAGAAUGUGUAUGAAACCUUGCAUGCUCUGUGCCAACGCCUCCCAAGAGAGCAAGCAUCAGAGUGUGACUCACAGGUGAAGACGUAUUUGCCCAAAGUCCUGCAGAAGACAUCUGGUCACCUGAAACCAGGAGACACCUGUAUGGUUUUUGGACUUUGUGCUGCCCACAAGAAGGAGGAACUGCUGGAACUUCCCCAGCAGGCCCCCGAUGAAGGCGUAUCCAGAUCUGCAGUCGGCACAGCCACCGGAACCCAAGUUAGUUUCAACCCAGUUUGCACCCUGUGUCUUUAUGUUCUCAAUAAGCUGGAGAACCUGUUGCCCAAAAAUAUGACUGAGGAUGCUUUGGUGAAGCUCAUGGCUGAGGUCUGCGAUCUCAUACCACAUAGCUAUAAGGACGAAUGUGAUGAUUUUGUCGACAAAUAUGGCGCCCAGAUAAUCGAAUUCCUCUUAUCGACUGCUGCCCCUCACACAAUAUGUUCUCUUUUGCACCUCUGUUUGUUCAAGGAGCAGCCUGCUCCAGAGUUGUUCCUCCCCUCGGAUUGUGAGUCGUGCCGCACGCUGGCUGCGUUGAGCCGACUUCACCUCGGUCUCAACUCCACCGAACUCCAGACGUCCUCUUUCCUCCAGUCUGUGUGUGUCCAUCACCCCAAUGCCAUCUUCAAGUGUGAGGCUUUUACCAAAGUCUACGGCUCUCGACUGCAGAAGGUUUUGGGAAACCAGAAGGACAUUCCACAUGCUUGUGAAAGAGCUGAUCUGUGCGUUGCCUCGAAGAAGUUGGAGCCGCUCGGAAACAAUAGGUGUACUUGGGGACCGAGCUACUGGUGCAAAGACGUUCACACUGCUCAGAAGUGUGGAAACCAGGCCUUCUGUGAGAAGUACCUGUGGAAGCAGUGAACCAAGCUGCCAGCCUGUGUUCACACAAAUAACUACUUUCUUUUAUAAAUGUAUUGCACUAAUCAACUCUUAAACUUUCAGAAAUGUAAUGCACUGAACUUUGUUUUUUUACUUUUUGGAGAAAUCUUCGAUCUCAGUCUCUUUCAGUCAAUGAUCCAUAAAUAUUCAUCAUGAAAUGUCACAAGACAGGCUUGUAUUAUUCAGUAGAUUGCUAUGUGUGUUAAUAUGAAUGUGGAACUUGCUAAAUGUGUUCCUUACAUAUGAGCUCUUAGUAUGUAUUAGACUAUUUUAAGAAAACAAAACUGCUUAUUGUCGCCAUUCUAUGAUCCAUGGUGCAAAUAACCACAUACAUAUGCGAAGGUCCUAAAUUAAUGUCAUUAAAAAUUCAAAAAGCA
Cottoperca gobio is the source of this 1573-nucleotide messenger RNA. It is a transcript of the gene sftpbb, whose product is annotated as surfactant protein Bb. NCBI's taxonomy places the organism in Eukaryota, Metazoa, Chordata, Actinopteri, Perciformes, Bovichtidae. Gene Ontology annotation, biological process: sphingolipid metabolic process. Gene Ontology annotation, cellular component: lysosome. The transcript is spliced from 11 exons. The coding region runs from base 105 to 1178 and encodes 357 amino acids. The record is from RefSeq and is a predicted model, not a curated record.